ACCAAACAUGGAAUACCGCAGGACAAGCAAAUGCAGUACUUUAAAGACUUUAAAAAAAUCAUGUAUUCAAAAACCAAAGAUGAAGCUACAGAUAAUUAUAACGCAGCUAAAGCAAAUAUAUGUGACGAACACAACAGUUAUCAAACAUACUUAGAUGGGUAUUGGGAAAGGCGACACCUAUGGGCACUUCCUUAUCGAACCCGUAUGUUGAUACAGGGGCACCACACUAAUAACUACAGUGAAGCGUUCAUGAGGAUUUUGAAAGACUACAUUUUUGAGAGAAGAAAAGCGGUCAAUGUAGUGCACAUGGUCGACAUCAUACUCACAAGGGUGAAUUCUUAUUUUGAGAUGAAGCUGCUUGAUGCUGCUAACAGAGCAAGCCUGAAAUCUUUCCACGAGACCAUUAGGGUACCUACACCGGAAAUUCUGAGUAAGAUAAUGAUGAUUCAAGAAGGCUUUCUGUUGGUUCCAAGUGAGAGUAUAGAGAAUCGCUUCUAUGUAGUCAACAUGGCUGUGCUUGUUUGUAAUUGUCUUGAGGGCAAUACGGGCAAGAGAUGUAAACACAUUGAUUGGGCUAGUAUUGUUUACCGAUCAGAAAAGUAUGAAAAAGCUGUAAACAGUGAAGAAAUUCGUCGAAAGUAUUAUUUUAUAGCGACGGGUAAGCAGCCCCCCCAAAAUUGGCUGGAGCCUCUUCAUGGACCCCAAAAUACUGCAACAUUAAAUGAUGCUGAUGUGGAGCACAUUGAUACAGAGGAAGAGAGAGAUAAUGUGCUCCAGAUCAGCAUAGAUAAUACAGAAGAGAGACUUGAUGCUGAUGUGGGGCAAAUGGAUGCACAAGAAGAAAAACGUGAUGUUGAAGAAGAAAUACCAGACACAACACAUCUCAAAAACAUUUCCCACAAAACAAAUAUAAAUCUAUUAAACAGAGCAGUAGCUCAUCUCACAGAGCUAUCUAGUAGGUCACCGGAAGAGAUGACGAAGAGCUUUGAGGCUUUCCUCCUCCAAGUUGAAAAGAAGAAAACUCCAUCUGCCUGCGCUUCCAUGUUGUUGACGCUUGGUGAAGGCAAAGCGAGACAUAAUAUGAGAAAACGCAUUCCGAUACAAUCAACAUCAAUUGGAAGAAGAAAGAAGGUAGUGAAAAGAAAAAAUGCACACACCCAGAAAUUUUGAAUAUUCUAUCAAAGUGUGCUACUCCAUACAAAAGCCUUGCAUUUCCUAUUUAAUGGUUGUAUCCUAUUUUGUCUAAAACAUA
This is a messenger RNA of Schistocerca nitens (vagrant locust), 1252 nucleotides long. RefSeq lists its product as uncharacterized. The record is from RefSeq and is a predicted model, not a curated record. The transcript is spliced from 2 exons. Gene Ontology annotation, molecular function: zinc ion binding. Lineage: Eukaryota; Metazoa; Arthropoda; Insecta; Orthoptera; Acrididae. The coding region runs from base 31 to 1170 and encodes 379 amino acids.